AUGGACGGUACCCCUGAGACGAUUGCACUCUUAACACAACUAUUGGUCGCUCGUACUGCUCUUAUUUUGAGCGAGCGAUUGCCGCUCGUUAGCGCUUCGCAGCGAUCGACUUCUGUUAUAUUGUAUCCAUAUCUACGAAGUGAUAUGUUACGACCACAUCGAAAGCUGCUGUAG
Messenger RNA from Plasmopara halstedii, 174 nucleotides. RefSeq lists its product as uncharacterized. The transcript is spliced from 2 exons. NCBI's taxonomy places the organism in Eukaryota, Oomycota, Peronosporomycetes, Peronosporales, Peronosporaceae. Bases 1 to 174 code for a protein of 57 amino acids. The record is from RefSeq and is a predicted model, not a curated record.